AUGAGAAAGCUGGCAUCAAUCAAGAGAAUGGCAAUGAAGGUGCUGAACUGUGGAGAAGGAAAGCUGUGGAUGGAUCCAAAUGAGCUGGAAUCAAUCAUGGCCGCAGACUCGUACGACAGAGUGAGAGAGCUGAUUGCUGACAACGUGAUCAUAAAGAGAGACGACAAGGUGAACAGCAGGGCCAAUGCUGAGAAGAGGGCAGAAGCCAGAAAGAAGGGAAGACACAUGGGAAAGGGAUCAAGAAAGGGAACAAAGAACGCCCGCUGUUCGAAGAAGACGAUUUGGAUCAAGACCAUUCGAUCAAUCAGGGAAACACUGAAGGAAAUGAAGGAGAAUGGCGAACUGAAUUCGGAUGAAUAUCAUCGAUAUAGGCAGCAUGCGAAGGGAAACAUGUUCAAGCUGAACAAGAACACGAUGAUUGAUCAGAUCAACAGAAAGAAACAGGAGCAGCUGAGACUGGCUGAACUGGAGAAGCAGGCACAGGCCAUCAGAAUGGGAAACAAGCAGAAUUAA
Enterospora canceri is the source of this 513-nucleotide messenger RNA. The record is from the annotation of a GenBank genome assembly. Lineage: Eukaryota; Fungi; Microsporidia; Enterocytozoonidae.